CCGUUACACCUGCAGUCCGUAAAUAACAUGGUAUUCUUUCAAAACACGUCAGACGGCCGAGUGAACACACAGACGGCCUAAUAAUAUUUCGUGGGCAGCCUUCACUCAGCUCGUCAGGUGAGGCACGUGAUACAUGUGAUAAGCAUAACCGUUUACUGGUUUAGCUUGCACUUCGGGCAGUGUUUCACCGGAACGAUACGUGGCUAUCAAGUAUAGCACACGAGCUUCUUUGGGAUCUCUCGUCUAACCCUAAUUAGUAUGACCGUCUCGUAACUGUCCAAGAGUUUUGGCUAGACAGCUGUAAAAUGACUGACUUGGAAGCCACAGAGAAGACGAACACGUCUUCGCCAGACGCAGAACUUCCACUUCAAACAAAUGAAGAUGGGAGUGCUCUGUGUACAUCCCAGUUCCACAUGGUUGUCGAUCAGCUCAAAGACAAAGAAAAGAUGCUGGCCUCCUUGGGUGCCUACUCGGAGUCAAGCGAGGGGGCGGGGGGCGUGCGACACAGGAAGCGAACGAAGCCCGCAGAACCAUCCGAGGAAGAGUUUGUCUUCUUAGAUGUCACAGCAGACAACGAGAUAGAGGCGCACAAGAUGGAGCAGAACUACAUGUUUGGGUUCAAGAAGUGGAAGAGCCACGUCACAAAGCGCCCCCUGGAUGAGAGGUCGGAGAUUGUCAAGACGCUUUACGAGCAGCCAAAAAAGGUCAAGCCUUUCAUACACUCCACGCUAUCUGUGGGCAACGUCCUCUAUGCCCUCCUGAUCGGAUGGUGGCUGGCCCUGGUCUACCUCCUAGUAGCUCUCUUGAUGCUUAUCACCAUCAUAGGAAGACAUCAUGCCAAGUUCUGCUGGGCUCUGUCUCAGUACUUUUUGUGGCCCUUUGGCAAGUUCGUGAAGGAGAGGACCUGCUACGAGCUGGAGGAAAUCUCAGAGCCAGUCGACGAGAAGGAACCGCUCCUGAGCAACGGCAUUAGUGCCAGCCACGACUCGGCCUCAUCGCUGACGGGAUCAAAUUCCCUGCCGGCCUACGUGAAGAAAGAAAGCAACGAAUGCUGGGAGAGCAAGAGCUCAGAUGCCACAACCAGUGUGUCCAUCAUUGACAUGCACUAUAAGGGAGUCCGCAGUGACUCAGGCUACUGGAGGAGACCGUCCACCUAUGUGUGGUUGAUCCUUGGAUGCCCCAUCCUGCUUCUAGCCCAUGCCAUCGUCAUCAUGGCGACUGGUCUCAUGGUUGUCUUCAUCCCUAUCUCAAAGUUGAAUAUCAUCGCCGUCAGAAAGGUGCUUCUCUUACCGCCGGAAAAACUCAGAAUAAACAAGACAAGCGACUUCAAGAGUGAUGACUGCACCUAUUCCCUAGAGGUCGUCAUGUGUUCCUAUCAAGCCGUGAACGUCUACUAUUACAAGUACACGGUGGACGGAAUGAACAUCAUUCUCUUCAACAUGCUCCUGUUUGUAGUGUGUACCAUCAUUCUGGGCUAUGCAGACACAAGCAACGUUGUCGCCCAUCCUAUUGUUAAAUUUGUGAUGGGUCUGGUAGCUAUCAUCCCGCUUGCUUACUACAUUGGAAUGGGGAUAACAAGUAUCUCAGCACAGAGCACCAAUGCAGUCGGGGCUGUUCUGAAUGCCACAUUUGGUUCCAUCGUCGAGCUGAUCCUGUACGUGUCCAUGCUGGUCAAGAUGAAAGACCCCAGGACGGCAUCCACCUGCUACAACACCCUGGUGAAGUCGGCGCUCGUGGGCACGCUAUUGGUGACAAUGCUGUUCAUUCCUGGCAUCAGCAUGGUAGUUGGCGGUAUCAAGCACAGCGUCCAGCGAUUCAACAUGAAGACGGCCUCUGUCAGCUCCACCCUGCUCUUCAUCUCCAUCGCCGGCAUGUUCUCCCCGACCAUCUUCAACAAGGUCUACGGCAUCUUCAGCUGUCAGAACUGCACCUCCACCAUUUACAACAUGACUGUGCAAGACGGUUUCCAGUGCAACGAAUGCAGCCAAACAUUUGACCCAGACUCCUCCUUCUACGCGGAUAAAGUCCGCCCCAUCGUGUACAUCUGCGCCGCCCUGCAGCUGCUGGCCUACAUUGUGGGGUUGAUCUUCACCCUCAAGACCCACUCCCAUGUCCUGGAAGAGCAGCUGCAGUUACCAGCGGGGUCACAGGAGCACACCAUGAUGCACUGGGGUCGCAUCAAGAGCACCGUCAUCCUGCUGUGUGCCGUCAUCAUGAUGUCGCUGUGCGCCGAAGUCGUCGUUCAGAACAUCGAGCCAGUGCUGAGUAUCAGCUCUGUACCAGAUAUGUUCUUCGGCGUUACGCUGCUCGCCAUCGUCCCUGACAUUCCUGAGAUGGUUAAUGGCGUACAGUUUGCUCUGAAGAACAACAUCAACCUCAGCAUUGAUAUUGGCAGUUCAGUCGCCGUGCAGGUCACCCUCCUUCAAGUGCCCAUCCUCAUACUGGCUGAUGCUAUUUACCCGUUGCACUUCUACAUGAUCUUCUCCGACGUCCACAUGUGGUCAGUCAUCAUCAGCGCCAUCAUCAUGAACUACAUCUUCAUCGAUGGCAAGAGCAACUAUUUCCAAGGAGCCAUGCUGUGCAUCGUCUACUUCAUGCUCCUCUCCAUGUACUUCUUUGCCAUCGACAGUGACUACAACGGAUGCAUACCGGGCUGAGCCUCGGUGACGAUGACAGUGUUGCCAUGGUAGUGGCCAGAAUUACCACAACUUCCCUCGCAGUAAUGUCACCUGUACCUCACAGUGUGCAUUGUCCCUGUACACCUUGUAGUCCCCUCUCUGAACGCUGUGGUAAUGUCUUCACCAAACAAAAUUCGAAACUAAAAAAUAGACUAAACAAAAAUUUUAAAAAAACAAGACAAAAAUAAAAAGUCACAGUGCGACUAGAACAUUAGAUUCUCUUACCAAAAGGGUGAGCUCAGCGUAUACUUGUGGUUACUAUAAAUACUGUUGUAGCUGACAUGGCAUGCAUUUCAACUGGUUUGAAAAUAAGCAAGUACUUUUUUCGAACUGUUCUUUAAAUGAAAUUCAUCUUCAUUUAGAGGAAUUGAAGUCCUCCUGCGAUAGCCUGAUUAUUAUUUUUUGGGGGGUGGGGAUUUGAAGGAAAGUAGGCUUCAUUGUUGAACUUGACCGAGUCCACUGCAUCCUCAGACUCCCAGGCUAGAAACCUUCCUGAAAAUUUUUCACGUGUUGGAAAUCAGUGGUUUUUUUUUUUUUUGAGGGCUUAGGGUCGAGAUCAGAGUGGCUUUGGAGUUUAAAAACCACAAUAUACUUUCUACUUCAGUCAAGCGCCUGUGAAGCCAGCACUUGAAAUCCAUAGGGUUUUUUCUGUUUGUUUUCUUCUUUUCCUUUUUAAAUUGAUAUUUAACUCCAGUGGAUGUGAGAGAGCCAUAUUCAUUGCCGAUGAGCAAAAGCAUUCUUUUCAGUAAGUCAGUCACCCAAGGAAACGUGGUUGUAAACCUUUUUUAACUUAUUGUUUCUCAGGGGAGGGCAACCUGACAAAGAAAUGCUCAAUUUGAAUUAUUAUUUGGGAGUAUUAUAUAAGAGUUUUCAGCGAGACAUUUCACAAGAGUGUAUUCACAUUAAAUGUACGAGGUACGUUGCAGGUUCUUCAUGAAAUGUAUUUAAAUCAAUGUUACUCAGUUUUUACACAAAGGAAAGCACACUUGCUUGAGCCAAUAAAGUGCAUAGUUAAGCAAUUUUGUGGAAAGGUUUGUAAGCCUAGUUUGUAUUCUUCAAGCAAGCACGUAGUUGUUAUAUCUGAAAUCAAAAUGGAUAAGUCCCUUAAAAAUUGAAAUGUAAGGAGCCUAAAUAAGGGGUUGGCCGAUGAGUCUUGUAUAGGUAAUUGUAUCAUUUGUUCUGAAAGGCCAGUGACUUUACGAAAUACAGUUGAGGUUAUGAAAUAGACGUCCACGUUUGUUGCCUUUGAAAGCAUGCACUCUCGUAAAUAUGUGAAAAUUUAUCGCAUGUAAUUGUCGAAUUAUUAAUUUGUCGCAAUAUGAAUCGAGAUGUACUUUAUUUAAGAAGAAUGGUAUUUAUAUCAGUCAUACAGGACGAGAAGGAAAUAUUGGGUUUUUUUGCAAAGCAAUGUUUUCUAUAAUUUAAUUCUUAUUUUUGUUUGUACAUUAAUAGUGCGCAAAACGUAAGUUAAGUUCUUUCAUAAUGAUCCCUUUUUGGUUGACUGAAAUCCAAAUACAUGCACACGUCAUUUUGUGGA
This is a messenger RNA of Acanthaster planci (crown-of-thorns starfish), 4215 nucleotides long. RefSeq lists its product as uncharacterized. Gene Ontology annotation, molecular function: calcium:proton antiporter activity. The record is from RefSeq and is a predicted model, not a curated record. Gene Ontology annotation, biological process: intracellular calcium ion homeostasis; calcium ion transmembrane transport. Gene Ontology annotation, cellular component: endomembrane system; membrane. Lineage: Eukaryota; Metazoa; Echinodermata; Asteroidea; Valvatida; Acanthasteridae.